UGGUCGUGUCUUUCAACAAUGAGUGCUUCAAUGACCAAAUUUAGCAAAGUAGAAUAUGAAGCUCUGGUUGAAUGUGUUGCUAAAAAUCCGCCUAUUUAUAAUCCUCAAAACAAUGAUUACAAAGAUUUAAAUAUUAGAGAUGCCAUUUGGAAGAAUAUUAGUGAAACCGUUGGACGUAGUAAUGAUGACUGCAGGAGAAGGUAUAAAAACAUAAAAUAUGCUUAUUUAAAAAAUAAACGGACAAGAAAAAUGACAACAGGAUCAAGUGCGUCUUCAAAACCAUCAAAAUGGUAUUUAGCACCAUUUUUAACAUUUUUGGAUACAGUACCACAAGAAAGAAUUACUCAUCUAAUAUGAAUGAUACUGAUGAAAAUGAAAAUUCUGGUUCAGAUUUAAGCGAUGAAGAAGUACAUGUUACAGAAGAGGUACCGUUAUCACCACAAACUCAAUGUGAUCAAUCAAUAUCACCAUCCAUGUCCAAGUCACGAAAAACGAGCAAAAGAAAAAAUUUAAACAUUACUGAACUUUUAGAAAAAAGGUCAAAAGAAAGAACACAGCUCAUGACACAAAUAUGUUCAAAAAAAAAUACAGUAGACGAUGAUGAUGUGGACCAUUUCUUUAAAAGCUUAGCCAUAUCUGUGAAAAAACUGCCACCACAUUUAAUUGCACAAGCCAAAUUGAAAAUGUUGACUGUAUUAACCGAUUUACAAUUUCAUGAUCCAGGUAAUCGUUACACUACGCCUAAAUCUAAUAGAGUAUUAAUAACACCAAGCCAGUCAACUACUAGUUCCACACAUUCAUUGGAAAACCACUAUACUCCAUAUAAUUAUAGUCCACCUUCAAUAAGUUCACCAUCAUAUACAAAUAGUCAACAACAGUUUGGAUCUUCAAAUAUAUGAACGCCUUUCGAUUCAGUAGCAAAUAUGAAUAAUGAAUGGAACACAAAUUCGCAGUAAAAUAGAGUAAAACAAUAAAAUAUAAUUAGGUAUUUACUACCAGUAAUAAAGGUAAAUGAUUUUUUUUUAGUUUGCAAUUUUCAUGCAUAUUUUAUAUUGAAUAUUUUAUAGGAACAUAUGUUAUUUUUAUUUAUUAACCAUGGUUUUAUACAUUUAUAAAUAUUUGUAUAAUUUAAUAAGAUUUAAAAUUGUUUUUAUAUUGAUCGUUUUAAUUUAUAACUUAUAUAUAAAUAUAAUAAUA
Molecule: messenger RNA, 1197 nt
Organism: Metopolophium dirhodum (rose-grain aphid)
Lineage: Eukaryota; Metazoa; Arthropoda; Insecta; Hemiptera; Aphididae
Exons: 3
Coding region: 288-899 (203 amino acids)
Molecular function (GO): DNA binding
Source: RefSeq, a predicted model, not a curated record